Messenger RNA from Cuscuta europaea, 1139 nucleotides. Lineage: Eukaryota; Viridiplantae; Streptophyta; Magnoliopsida; Solanales; Convolvulaceae. The record is from the annotation of a GenBank genome assembly.
AAACAAAUCGAAAUAGGAAGGGGUAUGGAUUUAUUUUGGGAGAACCCGAAUCAAGUUCCGGUCCGGAUCCUAUGGUAUUUCCGGUAGCGGCAAUAGAUUUCCGUAGCACGAGGUCAAAGAGUUCAGGAAUCUCCCAACAUUUCCGUCGAUGGCUAUCCUACUUGGUCAUGUUUCAUCACCGUCGAUACUACUUGCUCCUCCCUCUUCUGCAAUUUGGAAUAUUCGUCGGGGUUUGAAAAGUAGUUUUUCCCCAAGAGCUGUUGGGGUUAAAGCAUGUUUCUUCAACCCAAUCCCAGAUCAACCUAUCAUCAAAGAAGCUCUAAAGGAACCCGUAGCUUUCAUGGGAGGGAUGCUUGCUGGCCUUUUAAGAAUUGAUCUAAAUGAAGAUCCUCUCAAGGAAUGGGUCACUAGGACUGUGGAGGCUACCCAAGAAAUUCAUCACGCCACUGAAGCCCAAGCAGAAGACACCCCACUACAGAUAGAAAUCGAGUGACUUUAUUGCAAGUGUAAACCUCAUGUAUUCUAGAUGAUAUACCAUCGUACCAUUUGUGCUUAAUAAAUAAUACUUCCUCUUGUUCUUGACUUCACCGGUUUUAAGAUAUAAACUUUUUUCUUUUGACUUUCCUAUUAUACUCUUUACUGCCGAUGUAUUAGCCUUCCUAUUCAAGGUAAAAAUCUGAGUUGAUUGGAAAGAUUCGUGCCACCAGUUGAACCGCUGCUCACUGUUGCUGGUUCAUCUUCGUUGCAACAAGCCACUGGCUCUGGAGUCUCCUUCUCCGGUGGUGGGUCUAUCACCACCGCCGGUGGAGUAUUCUUACGUGUUGCAAGUUGCUGGAAUGAGGAUGAAGGGACGCUCCAAAAAGUACUCGCUGGGCUUAGGAUUUCACAUAGAGAGAGAUAUAUGUGGCCGGGCAUUUCGGUGAAACCAUCUUAUCUGAGCCACUUAUUUGUCUGAAAUAAAAUUGUUCCUAUUUUUAUCUAUUAAGAAGCUCAGAAUUCUAUUUUUGUCAUUAAUCCAAAUGCUAGUUAAUGUUUUGUAUAAGAAUGACAUGUCAUGACUCAUGAUGUCAAAAAGUCGCAAAUGGAAGAAUAAGUUGGUCAAAAGUUUGUAUGUGAGCAUGAUUUGAAUCAAAUUUGCC